GUCAUUUCUUUUAUUUUUAAUAGGGGUGCCCCGUGCCCACACCAGGCACCUGCUGUCCACCCUCCAGGGCAGGGAACCAUACCCCUGGGGUCUCCACUUCCUCCUGCCGUGGUUUCAGCCUAGCUCCUCCCUGCAUCUUCUGCUUUAUCCCAUGAAGCUGGCAGGGCUCCUGGGCCCCUGCCCACCCUGCCCCCAUCCCCACCCCUGGAAACCCCAGGACAGGAUGUACAACUCUGGUGACUCCAGAGGGAGCAGCAUUUGACAGGAGGACUUGGGCUGGUGCCCUGCCCCACCCAUAAAGUGUCCUUGAGGUUCCAGGUGAGUCCUUAGAAGGCAGACUUCACGCUGCCUCCCAGCCUUCCCCCACAGCCUGCCCCUGGGCCCAGUCCCUAGCAUGUGCUGUGCCCCACCAAUCACCCACCAUCAGGAUGGGACCGGGCCUAUGUGGGGGGCCACUGUGUGUAUGCACUGAGGUCACUCUGCUGAGCCAGAGACGGCCUGAGACCGGGGUGAGGAGCAAAGGUGCAUUCCUUGUGUCGCAUCCACGAGUUGGGUGGGUGCAGCUGCUCAGGCCUCAGCAGGGCCGGGUGUGGCGGACGACGCCGAGGAGCGGGUGGGGGGGCGGGGUGGCGUCUCGUCAGCGUCGCUGCUGGCGCGGAGCCAUGAGGAGCCCGGGAGCUCCGGGACAGGUGGCUGGCAGUGCCGGGCGCUGGCUUUGUGCCCAGCCCCCGCCCUAGGCGCGGGACGAGCCAUGGGACAGGAACUGCCGGCGCGAGCCCGAGGCGGAGAGUCAAUAUCUGUGCGGGCGCCGCAGGGACGGACGGGCUCCGGGGACGCACGGACAGCAGGCCUCCCCUCGCAGGUCCCACUCCUGCCCCCAUGCGGAACCCCUCUUUUCUCUCGUGGCCGCCGCCACCACUGUUGCUGCUGCUACUGUCUCCGUGGCCAGUCUGGGCCCAGGCGUCGGCUGCGGCCGCCCCCUCGGGAGCCCGGGGAGACUUGGCCUGCCCCGAGGCGUGCGCGUGCGCGCCAGGCGGUCAGGCCAACUGCUCCCGGCGCGAGCUGCCCGCCGUACCAGGGGGCCUGAACUGGAGCGUGCUCGCGCUGCUGCUGGACCACAACCGCGUGCGCGCGUUGCCGCCCGGUGCCUUCGUGGGCGCUGGGGCACUGCUACGCCUGGACCUGCGCGAGAAUGGGCUGCGCUGGAUGCACGCGCGGGCCUUCUGGGGCCUGGGCGCGCUGCAGCACCUCGACCUCAGCGCCAACCAGCUGGAAGCGCUAGCCCCCGGUACCUUCGCGCGGCUGCGCGCUCUGCGCGCCCUCUCGCUGGCCGGCAAUCGGCUAGCGCGCCUGGAACCUGCGGCCCUGGGCGCACUCCCGCUGCUGCACGAGCUCAGCCUGCAAGAUAACCAGCUGUCUGCGCUCCCUCCCGGCCUGCUGACCUGCCUGCCCGCUCUCAAUGCGCUGCGCCUCCGUGGCAACCCCUGGGCCUGCGGCUGCGCUCUGCGCCCGCUCUGCAUCUGGCUGCGCAGGCACCCACGGCCCGCGCCAGAGACCGAGACGCUGCUCUGCGUGUCGCCGGGGAACCUGGUGCUCAGUCCCUUGACCGCCUUCCCCGACGCCGCCUUCAACCACUGCGCGCAGUCACUCGCCCCGCGGGACCUGGCCGUGGUCUACGCACUCGGGCCCGUGUCCUUCCUUGCCAGCCUGGCCGCCUGCCUGGCGCUGGGCACCAUGAUCACCGCCUGCCGCACGCGCCGCCGCCGCCUCGCCGCCGCCCGCCGCCCACCGAGGAGACCGCCGGAUCCCGGGCCCUGCUCGGCCUCGCUCGCAGACACUGGGAGCCCCGCCGCCGCCGCCCAAGCCUGAGCGGGCUGCGGCUGCCCUCGAAUCUUCCCUGUAUGC
Molecule: messenger RNA, 1905 nt
Organism: Equus quagga
Lineage: Eukaryota; Metazoa; Chordata; Mammalia; Perissodactyla; Equidae
Gene: LRRC26
Product: leucine rich repeat containing 26
Exons: 2
Coding region: 880-1869 (329 amino acids)
Cellular component (GO): voltage-gated potassium channel complex
Molecular function (GO): transmembrane transporter binding; potassium channel activator activity; voltage-gated potassium channel activity
Source: RefSeq, a predicted model, not a curated record